GAGAAGAUGGUGGAGCACUUGGCAAACACGGAGAUCAACAGCCAGCGGAUCGCGGCAGUGGAGAGCUGCUUCGGGGCUUCGGGGCAGCCGCUGGCCCUGCCAGGCCGGGUGCUGCUGGGAGAGGGCGUGCUGACCAAGGAGUGCCGCAAGAAGGCCAAGCCCCGCAUCUUCUUCCUCUUCAACGACAUCCUGGUGUACGGCAGCAUCGUACUCAACAAGCGCAAGUACCGCAGCCAGCGUAUUAUCCCAUUGGAGGAGGUGACGCUGGAGCCACUGCCCGAGACCCUGCAGGCCAAGAACCGCUGGAUGAUCAAGACAGCCAAGAAGUCCUUCGUGGUGUCGGCCGCCUCCACCACCGAGCGCCAGGAGUGGAUCAGCCACAUUGAGGAGUGUGUGCGGCAGCAGCUGCUGGCCACAGGCUGCCAGCCCACCACGGAGCAUGCAGCACCCUGGAUCCCUGACAAGGCCACGGACAUCUGCAUGCGCUGCACGCAGACGCGCUUCUCGGCCCUCACCCGGCGCCACCACUGCCGCAAGUGUGGCUUCGUGGUCUGCGCCGAGUGCUCCCGCGAGCGCUUCCUGUUGCCGCGCCUCUCGUCCAAGCCCCUGCGCGUCUGCAGCCUCUGCUACCGUGAUCUGGCCGCCCAGAAGCGGAAGGAGGAGGCUGAAGAGCAGGGCUGGGGGUCCCCGGGGCAGCCGGCUCACCUGGCUGGGGCCAUCUACGGAGCGUCCAGUGGAGACGAUGAUGACUCCGACGAGGACAAGGAGGGCAGCAGGGAUGGCGACUGGCCCAGCCAUGUGAAGUUCUAUGCCUCAGGCGUCUCCUGGUCUGCCUUCCAUAGCUGACCCCAGACCUGCAGAGCUUCUUCAUCCAAGCCGGCUCCAAUGCCCAGACCCUGAGGGAGGCAGUUCCCAAUGCGCCAGUGCUCCUGGGACCCUACCCCAUGGUGGUGGGCAUAGUGUUGGGGAGUGGCUUUUUCCCUCUGGCCUCCCAGUGCCUUUUUGCUAGAUGACAGCAUCCUCCUAGUUCCACUUCAGGUAAUUAUCUUUCCAUUUAGCAAUCCAUAAAUCACUUAGUCCUCUUAGAAACAAAUGCCAUUUCUCAGCCCUUUAGGCUGCAGCUGCAGCCCUAGAUAGUCCCUUGAUUUAGAUGACUCCAGGAGCCCUGGGAAUUUAGGGGCCAGAGGGGAGUUAGGAACACAGAGGGAAGACAGGAUGGGAGUGAGUGACCACUCCUCCCUGAGGCCAUGAGCACACAGAACCCCACCCAUCACCCCUGGAUAAGCACAACCCAGGGAAGAGCAUGCAUCAUGGAGGCCUCCAGGAAACCCAUGCCUGCCUACCCACCAUCCUGGUGCCCACUGCCUAGGCCUGCCAGUCCAGGCAAGUGGCUCACCUAAGCCAGCCAAGAGAUUGCCAUGCUAUGGGAACACACCUGGCCCAGGGGACUGCAGCCUGAGCUCCCCACAGCCAAGGGAACCUGCAGUGAGUCUGCCCUGUCUCACCUCUCUCCAGGUGUCCAGGUGUUGGAUGCUUCUUUUUGUCAGUCCCUCAUCUGUCCCUGUGGCCAGUAAAAGCAAUGUCCUUAGUUGCAAGGACAGAAAUCCUAUACCUAGCCUGACUUAAUAAUAAAAAAGAAAGUUUACUGACUUUGACUCAUGUAGUUGCAAAGUCCAGAAGUGUUCUGACUUCAGACCUGGCUGGGUCAGAGGCUGAAACAUGCUGGGUGGCAAAAAUCAACAACUGUCCACCACACUGGGCAUUCCUGGGGAUGCUGGCAGCCCAGGGUAGACAGACAUUCAUACCACACUUUGGCUGGGUUCCCCCAAGGACACAGCCCAUCAGAGUGCUGUGACCAUGACCUGGUGCCUGCAACCAUAUUCACUUAGGUGUGGGUUAUCUAAAUGGAUAGAAUAAAGGAAACAAGGAGUCA
Messenger RNA from Galeopterus variegatus (Sunda flying lemur), 1933 nucleotides. It is a transcript of the gene PLEKHF1, whose product is annotated as pleckstrin homology domain containing, family F (with FYVE domain) member 1. The transcript has a single exon. NCBI's taxonomy places the organism in Eukaryota, Metazoa, Chordata, Mammalia, Dermoptera, Cynocephalidae. Gene Ontology annotation, molecular function: phosphatidylinositol binding; metal ion binding. The record is from RefSeq and is a predicted model, not a curated record. The coding region runs from base 7 to 846 and encodes 279 amino acids.